GUACUCGACAAUGAAAGUUAACAGGAAUGCAUUUAAAUCUCCUGAAUAGAAAGUGAAACUUACUGAGAUUACAUAAAUUGAGGCUUUCUCGCUGACGAGUUGCUGGUUUGAACAGCUUGGCCCUGUUAAAGCAGGAUGUCCCUGUCAUUCUUUGGUUGGGAGGUGGCCUAUGAUGAUGACUCUCCUCGUGUGGAGCUGGGGUCAGCUCAGGAGCCCAAAGACCGCGGGGUCUACACCAUGUACCACGGCACCAGCGUGGCCAACGCACGGCUCAUCAUCGCCAACGGCUUUCGACAGUCAUCAGGUGGCAUGCUGGGAAAAGGCGUGUACAUGAGCCGUGACAAGAAGAAGGCACAACGUUACCCAUUACACAGUAACGACUCAGACCGUGUGGUCCUUGAGUUGAGUGUGCGCGUUGGCCGUGUCAAGCGUAUCGAUAUAGACAACCAUCCCAUGCAAUACACCUGGAGCACACAGGGCUACGACACUGCAUGGGUGCCCCCCAAUUGUGGCAUGAAAGCCGUGCCCAGCGGCCUAGAGGAGGACUGUGUGUUUGACCCCAAAAGAGUGCAGGUGGUUGGCCUUGCUAUGGCACCAAACGCCGUUCUGGCAGAGCUUCAACAGCUCGUAGCUAACAGUCUAAGAAACCCCAGCACAGGUGGUGUUGGUGCAGCAUGGCGUGGUGGUGGUGGUGCUGCUGCUGCAGACGUGUGCUCACUGUGCAAGAGAAGGACCCAGCAGGGUUCCCCACACGUCACACAACCAUGCUGGGGCUGUGGGCACAACAUCUGCACACUCAUGACCAAACACGUGUGUCCAGCUGGCUUCUGAGAGGGUGAGAAGACCUGGAGAGUGAAACAGAUGGAAGAAUGAUGGGGAAUCCAAGACCAUCACCUAAGGAGACCAUCGAGCCUCCUUAGGUGAUGGAGGGCAAAAUCGUUUACUAGUAAAAAUUCUCAGCUCAGGGUGUAAAUCAAGCAUUCAUGCUAUCAAAAAUAAAUAAUUGACUCAAUAAUGAAUUGACAUGCAAUUAAAGGUGACAAAAAUAAUGUUAAAAAUAAAUGCAUCCAUUAAUUGGUUCAUAAUGUGUUCUAAUUUGCUUUGGCCUCUUUUUCUACCAUAGUAUGAUUUCCUCCUUAAUUUACUUUCCCAUUAGUUUAUUUGUUUUAAAUUAUACUUAUUUAUUUGUGCAAAUGAGGGGGCAGUAAUUCAGAGUGUCAGCUUUUCACCUAUCGGUUCACUGAUAUCACAGACUGACUUAGCUAACACAGAUCAGAAUAAACAUAACACUCAAAAAGACAGCCCCCAUAUUCACAUGAGGAAGCAGAAAUGCAUUAAAAAAUAAAGAACAUCAGGAAAUGAAUUACUGAAGUGAAAUACAAAGGGAAAAUAAUACAGAAAUAAAUAUAUAAAUAAAUAAGUACAAAUAAAACAUAAAUUACUGAAAAGAAAAACUGAAUGGGAAAGUAAAUAAAUCAGGGAGUUAAUAAAGUGGUAAAAAGAGAAGCAAAUUAAAACUAAUACAUCAAUUUAUGUUACUUUUAUGAACUGAUUCCUGAAUUUAUUUUUAAUAUUGUUUGUGUAGGUACUGACAUCAAUACAUUCGAGUCAUUUGGAUGGAAACGAUUCAGGCUUAUUCUAAUAAUAUAUAUUUCAUCUGAGAUGAGUUUUGAUUAUUUGCAAUCACGAUUGAAACAAUAUUUAUAUAUUGAGCAAAAUCUGUUUAUUUCAGCCAGAAUGACAUUGGUUAUUUUAUACAUUUUGAAAUAAUAUGAUGACAUAUAUGAUACCUGAACACUGCCUAGUGUAAAACCAAAGAAUAACGUAAACCCAAUAAAUGUCACAUUUAUGCUGUGAGA
Messenger RNA from Scatophagus argus, 1859 nucleotides. RefSeq lists its product as uncharacterized. The record is from RefSeq and is a predicted model, not a curated record. Lineage: Eukaryota; Metazoa; Chordata; Actinopteri; Scatophagidae. Bases 136 to 831 code for a protein of 231 amino acids. The transcript has 2 exons. Gene Ontology annotation, cellular component: cytoplasm. Gene Ontology annotation, molecular function: NAD+ poly-ADP-ribosyltransferase activity.